Chara braunii is the source of this 2227-nucleotide messenger RNA. The record is from the annotation of a GenBank genome assembly. NCBI's taxonomy places the organism in Eukaryota, Viridiplantae, Streptophyta, Charophyceae, Charales, Characeae.
GGUAGCUAGGGGUCAGGAGGACUUAUAUGAGAGGGGAGUGACUCGUUAUCCAUCUUGGGAGGCCGGGCCUCACAGCAUGGCGGUCAUCACAUCUGCCCAAUGGCAGGCCAUGUUGGACGCAGCAGACGAGGGCCAGAAACCAUUCUUUCAAAAACUGUAUGAUGAUGCCGUGCAGAGGGAAAGGGAGGCAACGGCAUCAGCUAGAGCCGCCCACAUUGCUGAUCAGGUGGCUCUCCUUCGGAUCCCGGAAGCGAAUGCUGACCGGUUCCAGGAGGAGCUAGCUGCUGCUGUAGCAGCCUUGGUCCGACUGCGGACCUUGGAAAACGUUGAGUCUCGUAUGACAACACUUGAGCAGCGGAACGAAGAGCUGCUGGCUAAGGUAAUUAGCCUUGAACAGUCCCAGUUGUCUGCCUCCCGCCCUCCUAACCCUCGGUCUGCUGUAGUCCCGGUCUCUCAAUCAAACACAACCCUCAUAGUAAGAUCAAGUGGAACCAUGGCAAGCGCAGGAACCGGUGCCAGCUCCUCGAGCGGCAGCGUCGACAGUUCUGCGCUGGUCCCAGUCCCAAAUGCAGGAACUUUAGCCCAAAACGCCACAGUCCUUACUGGCGUUCACUACAGGGGUCCCAUGGUGGACAAGCGGGCGGCCACGCUGCCGUCCAAGUACGACGGGAAGGCUGACAUCACCUCUUGGAUUAGUUCCAUGCAGUCGUACUUUGAGGUCAUGCGGAUACCGCAAGAGGACCGAAGUAUGAUCAUAGGGACUAAUAUUGAGCCCGCCGUGCGAAACCACAUUGAGCUUCAAGCUGUCGCAGCAGGCUAUGAACGCAUAGACCUGACUGAAUGGAUGAAGGCCACCCCUGUUCGCACCCUUGAGGAUCUUCUCCUUGACCGGUACCAGGAUAAACAUGCUGCGCUCAAGGCUAGACUGAAGCUUGAGGCCCUCAAGGGUCAAACAUGUAGGUCAUCCAUGCAGGCUUUGGAACAGUACUUGACUGGUCUGUUCACCACUCCGGAUCUGGGAAUGACUGACGUAUCUUGUAUGGAUGUAGUCAUGGGAGUGACCCCUAAAGAAUACCUCUCCCAUGCCACCUGGCGAGAGUUCAUGAAGGACCUAGUCAACCUAGGGGCCAAGGACCUCGCCAAGCGCAAGAAGGCGCCCGCUGCAGGUGGGAAACCACAACGCAAGGGGUUUGGAAGCAGCAACCAGCUUGCACUGCACGAUUAUCGGGAGGCUGAAGAUCAGUCCUAUGCGGAUGAUCUGUCUCUAGAUGACGAUCUAGAGCCGGACUCCAAUACGGGCUGGAUGAAAGGAUCUGCUCAGAAAUUCAUUGUUGAAUGUCAGGUAUGCCAAAGAAUCAAGGUCCACAGGCAUAAGCCUUAUGGCCUACUGAGACCUCUCCCCAUUCCUGAUGGACCCGGUGAGUCGAUUUCCAUCGACUUCAUGGACAUGGGAAAGGUGAGUGAGGCUGGGAAUUCACAAGUCAUGGUCAUUGUGGACCGCUUCUCCAAAUUUCUGAACUUGAUUCCUCUCCCUCCUCAUGCCCCGACUGAACUUGUCAUCGAGGAAUUCCAUCAGCAGUACAUUCUGCAGUCCGGCGUCCCAAAAACCAUUGUGAGCGAUCGGGACACCAGAUUCAUCAACAAAGAUUGGAAAGACUUCACGUCUCAGAUCUAUGACAUCAAACUGAACAAGACUUCUGGUCGACACCCCGAAGCCAACGGAUUGGCCGAGGAGAUCAACCAACCCGUCAUCCAACUGCUUUGCGCACUGAUUCUUCCAGAUCAGAACACGUGGGACAAGGAAUUACACAAAGUGAAGGGGUUGUACAACAACUCCAUUCACUCUGCAACUGGUGUGACCCCAAAUCAGCUGCAGUAUGGAUGGCCAAUGCGCAAUCCCCUCUCCUAUCUGUUCCCCGAGCGGUCACCUGGUCUGAUGCCCGACAUGCCUGGCUAUAAUGCCAAGUACGCACGCUUGCUCAAAGCUGUUACUGCAGCCAUGAACAAGCGCCAACUUGCCAUGAUCAAACAUGCUAACAAGCUGCGCAAAGAAGAAAAAUUCAAAGUUGCGGAUUACGUUUGGGUCAAAAUGUCUGAGUUUUCUGACGAAGAGGGCAUCUCACGGAAGCUUCUUCCAUUAUACUAUGACCCUUGGUAGGUUCUGAAGUUGGGAAAUGACCAGGAUCGUAACAGAGACAAAAAUCAGAAAUGAAACCACCGCCAAUCC